Molecule: messenger RNA, 1413 nt
Organism: Plasmopara halstedii
Lineage: Eukaryota; Oomycota; Peronosporomycetes; Peronosporales; Peronosporaceae
Product: dead deah box rna
Exons: 2
Coding region: 1-1413 (470 amino acids)
Molecular function (GO): nucleic acid binding; ATP binding; RNA helicase activity
Source: RefSeq, a predicted model, not a curated record
AUGAGUGUAAUGUUUGGCAAGCGUCGUCGAAAGGCUCUCGUAACAGACUCUCAGCCUCAACUUUCCUCUCCAAAAGACAUUAAUGCUAACGUUGGAAAUGAAAUAAUUUCUAAAAGUGACAGAGUGUUGGUAGAUGACACAUCCAAUGCGCUCAUUUCGUUCUUAAACCUUGGCGUGGACCCUUGGCUGGUCAAACGCUGCGAGUUGUUGGGUAUUCGUCAUCCCACUCCCGUUCAGGCUCAUUGUAUCCCUCCCAUUCUUUCAGGGCGAGAUGUCAUUGGAUGUGCACAAACUGGAAGUGGCAAGACAGCAGCCUUUGCCCUGCCCAUCUUGCACACACUAAGUCAGGAUCCCUACGGCCCAUACGCUCUUGUACUGACGCCCACGAGAGAGCUUGCUUUUCAAAUUGCUGAUCAAUUUAACGCUUUUGGAAGCUCCAUGGCUGUACGCUGUGCCGUGAUUGUCGGCGGCGUAGACAUGCUGAAGCAGUCAUUGACCUUGCAGCAGUGUCCACAUAUUAUUGUAGCUACUCCGGGUCGAUUUCAUGACCAUUUGCUUCGUGUGAAGCCGCCAAAUCUCUCUUUAGUCAAGUAUGUGGUACUAGACGAGGCUGAUCGAUUGCUGGACAUUUCUUUUGCCAAAGAUUUAAGUUUUAUCUUUGACAAGCUGCCGCCGAAGCGUCAAACGCUACUUUUCUCCGCGACGAUGACAGCAAAUUUAGACCGACUAGAACAAACAGCGCUUUCGAACGACGCAUUUCGUUUUGAUGCGACACCGAGCGUCAAGACAGUUGCGACUUUAAAGCAGUUUUAUUUAUUCAUUCCAGCUCAGGUCAAAAUGACAUACCUCAUGUAUUUAAUGAUAAUGCUUGAUCCGACCGAAGAGGACGUAAACGAGGAGCAGAACAACCGCAAACAAACUAAAAGCCACAAUGGGAAGGAAAAACGAAAUCUAAAAAAAAUGCUUGAUGUUUCUCUAUCAUCUAAACGUCAAGUGCGGUCGAUGAUGAUCUUUGUAUCAACGUGCAAGAUGUGUGAGCUCAUAGGCGAAAUUGGUCACGAGCUUGGCACUCAAUGCGUGACGCUGCACUCGAUGAUGUCGCAAAAUCGGCGUCUAGCAGCAUUAGGUCGUACAGCUCGUGCAGGUCGAAAAGGUCAAGCCAUUUCAUUAGUUACACAACACGACAUUGAACUUUUACAGAACAUCGAAGACAUAGUGGGCAAGAAAAUGGAUGACUAUGAGUCUGAGGCACCUGAAAAAGAGGUGCUUAAACUGCUAAAUGAUGUCACCACUGCGUCGCGUAUUGCAAAAAUGAAACUUACUGAGCGCGGAUUUGACGACAAGGUAAUUGCUCGUAAAGUUAAACGUCAGGAGCAGCAAAGAAAUCGAAACAAAAAAGUUAAAAAGGAGUAG